GCUAUACACACUAUUUUUUUUGCCGAGAACGUACCAUCUGUAUUAGCGGUGUGGAUGACAGCUGCUGAAUACUGGCUGGGCAGUUUCUUGGAGCUAUCCAAGAAAACAACAAUCCAUUUCUCUUCAGUAUGCAAUUGUUUUUGUGACUCUCACAAAUCAGGACCAAUUUAAGAAGCAAGCCACAAUGCAGCGGCGCACCCAUUCCCAGCACUUUUGGCACUGAGAGCAAUUUGAGGGUAUCUCACCAGAAGGUCAACGUGAUGACGGUCUGGUCUAUGGUGGAAAGGCUGAAAAUGGAGAAGAGGCACGCCCAAGACAAGAGGAUUGUUGAGCAAGACAGCAGGGAUUGCAGCACCGAAUCUGAAGAAUGGACAAGCUCUGAGAGUGACAACGAGCAGCCUUGCAUCAGGACCAGCUCCGGCAACACCCUGCCUAGGGCGAAGGAUGUUCCCCCUCACAAGCCUCACCGACAGCUUUGCCGCUCUCCUUGCUUGGAUCAACCCAGCUUCUCCCAGAGCAGCCUUCUUCAGGAUUUAAAACUGGAAGAUGGUAAAGCGAACUCGGACAAAGAAUAUCAAGCAAAAAUUGAUUUCGCUUUAAAACUGGGCUACGCAGGGGAUCAGAUUCAAGCCGUGUUGAACAAGUUGGGGGCGGACGCUCUCAUCAAUGAUAUUUUGGCUGAACUUGUGAGACUUGGCAACAAGGCUGAGAACGAAGGGCCAGCUAGCCUUGGAAGUAGUACUGCUCCCACGAGUGGAACGGCUGCCAAGGAGGUGACCAGCCCCGAGUUGUCCCUGGAGGAGGAUGUUGUGGACAGCUCUGACAACUUGAGGCCGAUUGUAAUUGAUGGAAGUAAUGUGGCAAUGAGUCAUGGAAAUAAAGAAGGAUUUUCCUGUCGAGGGAUUCAGCUAGCUGUUGAUUGGUUUCUGGAAAAAGGUCACAGAGAUAUAACAGUAUUUGUGCCAACCUGGAGAAAAGAACAGAGUCGACCAGACGCGCCAAUUACAGACCAAGAAAUCUUGCACAGAUUGGAGAAGGAAAAAAUUCUUGUUUUCACCCCGUCACGGAGAGUGCAAGGGAGACGAGUCGUCUGCUAUGAUGACCGCUUUAUAUUGAAGUUGGCCUAUGAGUCUGAUGGCAUUAUUGUGUCCAAUGACAAUUACCGGGACCUUCAGAAUGAGAAACCAGAGUGGAAGAAAUUCAUAGAGGAACGGCUGCUUAUGUAUUCCUUUGUAAAUGACAAGUUCAUGCCACCUGAUGAUCCAUUGGGACGCCAUGGCCCUAGUCUUGAAAACUUCUUAAGGAAAAAGCCAGUUAUUCCAGAACACAAAAAGCAACCGUGCCCUUAUGGGAAAAAAUGCACAUAUGGGCACAAAUGUAAAUAUUACCACCCUGAACGGACAAACCAGCCCUUGAGAUCUGUCGCAGAUGAGCUUCGCAUCAGUGCAAAAUUAUCUGCGGUGAAAACCAUGAGUGAAGGUGCCUUGGCCAAAUGUGGUUCAGGGCCAGCCUUUUGCAAAGGGGGUGAGAACAUUUCAGAAGUGAAGCGCAAUCCUCCGAAGCGCCAGUCUGAUCCAAGCAUCCGGUCUGUAGCGGUGGAACCGGAGAACCGGCUGUCGAUGAUGCGGAAGCCUGAGGCCAGCUCUGUCCCAUCUCUUGUUACGGCAUUAAGUGUCCCAACGCUCCCACCUCCUAAAAGCCAUGCAGUUGGGGCCUUAAAUGCUCGGUCAGCGAGUAGCCCCGUGCCUGGGUCAUCUUCUCAGUUCAUCCAUCAGAAAUCCUCCCUAGAACACAUGACCAGCAUGCACUACCCUCCAAUCCUGGUCACCAACAGCCAUGGGGCUUCGAUCAACUACGCGGACCCAUACCCCAAAUACGAAUCUUUGGGAGACCACGGCUAUUAUUCUAUGCUCAACGACUUUUCCAGUUUGAACAUUAGCAACACAGAUUAUUAUGGAGUUGAUCUAGACCAAGAUGUCUACUCAAGAAAUUCAAGUCCGUGUCCUGACAGUUGCUUAAGCCAUGCAAGUAAUGACUCUUACUCUUCGUAUACCGACCUGUACCUGGGUGUAGGAGAUGUGGGUUCAGAGGAUCACGCUAAAGUUCCUCGAAUUCCACCGCAAAACCGACUUCAGCCUUUUUCUCAUGGCUAUCACGAGAGUUUAACUAGAGUUCAGAGCUACGGCACUGAAAGGUCCAAACAUACUCCACACAAGCAUUCAGCUUCUCAUUUAGCACUACAUGUCCAACACCCUCUUGUUGGGGCACGAUCCAGUUGCCCAGGAGACUACCCAGGGCCUCCAAAUGUUCACCCAUCAUCAGCCACGGCCCAACCGAGCCGUGCACUAGUUAUGACAAGGAUGGAUAGUGUUUCUGAUUCAAGACUUUACGAAAGCAACCCUACUCGGCAGAGGAGGCCCCCACUCUGUCGAGAGCAACACGCCAGCUGGGAUCCGUUACCAUGUGCAACUGAUGCCUACUCUUACCAUUCCUAUCCCUUGAGCAACAACCUCAUGCAGCCGUGUUAUGAGCCCGUCAUGGUGAGGAGCAUGCCUGAGAAGAUGGAACAACUCUGGCGUAACCCUUGGAUUGGGGUUUGUGGGGAGCCCCAAGAACCAUGUGUUAUCCCAGAGCAUCAGUACCAGACCUAUAAGAACCUCUGUAAUAUUUUUCCUGCUGGCGUCGUCUUGUCUGUGAUGGAGAAGAAUCCACACAUGACUGAUGCACAACAGUUGGCAGCUAUGAUUGUUGCCAAAUUGAGAACAGGACGUUAGCAUGGUAUCCCUUUGGAUUCUUGGAGAGAAAUACUGACUACACCAGACCAGCAUCCUGCAGGAGGUACCCGUGAUCCUAUAGAGAUAUUCUCUGUUUUGGGAAUAGUUUCACGCUGUGGUAUACCAUUCUGUACAUUGUUUUGGCAUUUGCACUGAAUAUGUGGUUGAAGAAUUCUGUAAAAAGCAGAUUGUAUUAUAAGUAAGUAUUAAAUAAUUUUUUAAAGCUGGGAUUUUUUUAAAAAAAGGUGUAUUUUACAGGAAGUGCAUACUUUUUGCAUGGAUAUAUAUUGUUUCUUGAAUCCAAAAGGUCCUAUGUUUGAAGUGAGUCCCUCAAACUUAUUAGCAAUUAUAUUGCAUGAGUGAAUUUUGUAGUUUCCAGUGUUAACUGACAAGGUGCUCCAAGGAAAAUGUGCUGUGUACAUUUGAACAUCCUCACACACUGAAGGUUGGCCUGUUCUGGUCCAUCUCUUUCCAAGAGCUUCUCCGAGGCCCCAUCAGUUGCUGUGUCUUAGUGGUUCAUGGUGAGCAUUUCUGAUCUGAACAACUCCCAGUGCUCUAGCAACUUAGGUUUGUCCUCACUGGAGAAAUCUUUACUCUCCAAGUGAGGAGAAUAGAAACACAGAUGGGGGGGGGGCUCAUUGCAUGGAUGCACAACUAAUGGGGUGCUUUGGAUUUGGGGGGAGGUCUUUUAGAUCAUGCCCUUUGGGACAAGGCCA
Notechis scutatus (mainland tiger snake) is the source of this 3490-nucleotide messenger RNA. RefSeq names its product zinc finger CCCH-type containing 12B (gene ZC3H12B). Lineage: Eukaryota; Metazoa; Chordata; Lepidosauria; Squamata; Elapidae. Gene Ontology annotation, cellular component: nucleus; cytoplasmic ribonucleoprotein granule. The record is from RefSeq and is a predicted model, not a curated record. Gene Ontology annotation, molecular function: metal ion binding; RNA endonuclease activity; mRNA binding.